Messenger RNA from Pichia membranifaciens NRRL Y-2026, 2623 nucleotides. RefSeq lists its product as hypothetical. Gene Ontology annotation, cellular component: phosphopantothenoylcysteine decarboxylase complex. Gene Ontology annotation, biological process: coenzyme A biosynthetic process. NCBI's taxonomy places the organism in Eukaryota, Fungi, Ascomycota, Pichiomycetes, Pichiales, Pichiaceae. The transcript has a single exon. The coding region runs from base 195 to 2438 and encodes 747 amino acids. Gene Ontology annotation, molecular function: phosphopantothenoylcysteine decarboxylase activity; FMN binding. The record is from RefSeq and is a predicted model, not a curated record.
AAUCCCCCCUCCUUAGAAUUUUUGCCCCCCGAAUCUCAUGCUACUGGAUUAGCUAGGGGCACCAUACGCAGUAUCAAGGUAAAGAUCAAAGUGAACAGAAUCAACAUCGCAUAGUGUUAGGUUACGGUACUAGUCAAAAGGAACUUUGAAUCCCUUUUCCCCCAUACGUAUAGCCAUAUAUAUUGCGGCCCGCUAUGUUCAAUACUGACGUAUCGUUCAACAAGGGCAUUGUCAACUCGAUGAAUAAAGAAGAGAUGAGGUCCCCGUCACCGCUCUCCGAUCAGAGACAUCAAUCCUCGUUGGUGAGAGAAGAUCAGGAUGAACGAAAGACCCUGGAAAUCAUGCGCCCCAAAUUCAGGAAAUCAAGCUCAAGCAAUUCUGCAAACUCACUGAAGCUUGCACAGCUCCCACACCUCGAAACAAGCAUAGGAUAUGCACAUGAUGUUGCCCCCACAGAAAAGAAGCACAUAGUAAAUGUGAACGAAUCACUGCUUGAAACAGUCAAAGGUAACAAAAAAAUUCCAACUUCUUCAACCGAUUCAUUAACGUCUCGUGCAAAUAGCAACAAUAAUAGCGUGGGCAAUGCCAACCAAUCAGUCGUCACUUCCCAACCAAAAACUGCCACUGUUCCAGCGUCUAUUCUGGCAAGCUCUUCAUACCCCACCCCAAUAACACCACAGUUGAAGACUUCAACGAGCACGAUUUCGUUUCAAGUCCCGAACCAAAAACAUAGAGGAUCUAUUUCGGCUAGACCUUCGACUACCAAAGUUCCAUUGCUGGACUCACCACAAACAGGCAUACCAAGCUCAAGACAGCCUUCUGUAUCAUCUACCACACAAGCUCCUCUGUCAAGACAAGCUUCACAAUCUGCAUCGUUUCCUUCAAGCACAAACACAAAUAUACCAAAUGUAAAUACAAGUACUCCACAUAACGCACUACAAAAGUUAGGCAGCUCAUCUAUCAUAGGUGCUAAUAUUUCCAGAAGAGAAGAUGUUAGGUCUCCGGUGCAGUUUGACCUGCUGAAUGGUGUCAGCGUCGCAUCUCACAUAACUCCGAAUAAUAAAGUUAGUACUGGGACCAAUAGCAACACGACAAGUUCAAAUCAUGAAAUCCACACUUCUCCUAGAAUUGCUGAAGAGAAUAAUAAUUUACCAACCACACGUUUACUCUCCGCAGCUAAUAGUAAGUUGAGGAACUCAUCAUUACCAGGCGAGAAUAUAUACGAAUCAAAAAGCGGGAUGUCCUCUACCACAUCAAUAAAUGGGGGAAACCCCAAUUCCAACCUAUCAACGCCUUCAUCGAUUACGAAAAAGAAGACGUUGAAGACAGUAGUCACCCCACCAGUAGGCCCAUUGGUACCAUUUACCCAAUAUCUUUGCAAAGAAGAUGAUGAUAAAGUACAUAUUUUGAUUGGGGCUACAGGAUCUGUUGCAACUAUAAAAAUUCCAAUGAUUAUUGACAAACUUUUCAAAAUAUAUGGUACGAAUAAAGUGUCGAUUCAACUUGUUGUAACCACAGCUGCAGAACAUUUUUUACGUGGCAUGAAGAUCUCGUCAGAAGUAAAAAUUUGGAGAGAACAAGAAGAAUGGUCUGCUCCUGUUAAUAAAAUAAAACCAGGAGAUCCGAUUUUGCAUGUGGAGCUUAGAAAGUGGGCAGAUAUAUUUCUGAUUGCUCCACUGAGUGCUAACACCUUAGCAAAAAUUGCCAAUGGGUUGGCGGACAACUUACUCACAAGUAUUGUUCGGAUAUGGAAUCCUGCAGUCCCUAUACUUGUGGCGCCUGCUAUGAAUACUUUCAUGUAUAUGCAUCCUAUCACCAAGAUUCAUUUGAAUAUAUUAGCUGAAGAUUUCAAAUUCAUUGAGGUUUUGAAACCGGUGGAAAAAGUUUUGGUUUGUGGAGAUAUUGGCAUGGGUGGUAUGAGAGAGUGGAGUGAAGUUGUGGAUAUUACCGUCAAAAAGUUGAAGGAAAUACGAAGGAGAAAACUUGAAUUAGAAAAAGCUAAGCUCGACUUAAUAGAAAAUGGCGACAACCCAGAAGUGAACGAAUUGCAAGAAAAGGUUGCAAGUAUAAAGAUAGAAGCAGUCAAAGAUUUGGACACAAAUGGAAAAGAGUGUAAAGCUAAAGGAAAAGGUAGAGAAGAAGUUGAAGGAAAGGAAAAAGUUGAAGAAAAGGAGGAGAAGAAGGAAGAAAAAGAAGAAAAAGAAGAGGAAGAAGAGGAAGAAGAAGACGACGAGGACGACGAGGACGACGAUGAUGACGAUGAUGACGAGGACGACGAAGAUUACGAUGAUGAAGAAGAAGAAGAUGAUGAGGACGAUGAGGACGAUGAGGAAGAGGGAGAGGGCGAAAGAGAAGGAGAAGUAGGGGAUCAAAGGGAUCUUCAGGAAGUAGGAAAAAUAGAUAGAGCUGGUGAUGAAAAGAUUCCGGUGGAAACAUAAUGAAUGAGUUAAACGGUGAAUAACACAGGAACAGUACCAGCAGAACGAGACUGGCAAACCAUAACUUACGCAGUAAUUUAUAAAGGGCCGCAGUAACCAAUUUUUAUAUAAUUGAUAGUAAGAUUAUUAAUAUUGCGUUGCACUAGAUUCAUCCGUAUCUCCAUAGCCUACUACUAACCAAAACG